This is a messenger RNA of Acanthoscelides obtectus, 1369 nucleotides long. The record is from the annotation of a GenBank genome assembly. Lineage: Eukaryota; Metazoa; Arthropoda; Insecta; Coleoptera; Chrysomelidae.
UGUCAGUCAUCCCCAGUCCAAUGGCUCGAUUGAGCGAUUUCACGCCACUUUAUUGGAAAUGAUCAGAUCCCAUGUAUCCGAAAAUCCCGACGAACAUCCCUUCAAUAUUCUUCCCUACGCUGUUCAGUGCUACAAUAGUACUAGAAAUAAAACUACUGGCUUUACACCAUACGAGCUCGUGUUUGGCCACACCUCUGGUCGUCCGCCCGAACACAUACCAGAUACCAGACACCAGAUACCAGACACCAAACACCAGACAUCAGACACCAGAUAUCAAAUACCAGACACCAGACACCAGAUACUAGACACCAGACACCAGAUACUAGAUACCAGAUGCCAGACACCAGAUACCAGACACCAGAUACCAGACACCAGAUACCAGACACCAAACACCAGAUACCAGAUACCAGAUACCAGACACCAAACACCAAACACCAGACACCAGAUACCAGAUACCAGACACCAGACACCAGACACCAGAUACCAGAUACCAGAUACCAGACGCCAGACACCAGAUACCAGAUACCAGAUACCAGAUACCAGAUUCCAGAUACCAGAUACCAGACAUCAGAUACCAGAUACCAGAUACCAGAUAUAUGAUUCCAGAUACCAGAUACCAGACACCAGAUACCAGAUUCCAGAUACCAGAUACCAGACAUCAGAUACCAGAUACCAGAUAUAUGAUUCCAGAUACCAGAUACCGGACACCAGACACCAGAUACCAGAUACGAGAUACCAGAUACCAGACACCAGACACCAGAUACCAGACACCAGAUACCAGAUACCAGACACCAGACACCAGACACCAGAUACCAGAUACCAGACAUCAGAUACCAGAUUCCAGACACCAGACACCAGAUACCAAAUACCUGAUACCAGAUACCAGAUACCAGAUACCAGACACCAGACACCAGAUACGAGAUACCAGAUACCAGAUGCCAGACACCAGACACCAGAUACCAGAUACCAGGCACCAGAUACCAGAUACCAGACACCAGAUACCAGACACCAGAUACCAAAUACCAGAUACCAGAUACCAGACACCAGACACCAGAUACCAGAUACCAGACACCAGACACCAGAUACCAGAUACCAGAUACCAGAUUCCAGAUACCAGAUACCAGACAUCAGAUACCAGAUACCAGAUACCAGAUAUAUGAUUCCAGAUACCAGAUACCAGAUACCAGACACCAGACACCAGAUACCAGAUACCAGAUACCAGAUUCCAGAUACCAGGUACCAGACAUCAGAUACCAGAUACCAGAUAUAUGAUUCCAGAUACCAGAUACCAGACACCAGACACCAGAUACCAGAUACCAGAUACCAGACACCAGACACCAGAUACCAGACAUCAGAUACCAGAUUCUAG